Messenger RNA from Effrenium voratum, 2143 nucleotides. The record is from the annotation of a GenBank genome assembly. NCBI's taxonomy places the organism in Eukaryota, Dinophyceae, Suessiales, Symbiodiniaceae.
AUGGUGCUGGCAGACGGGGAGAUGGGCUCAACGCAAGAAGAGCUGCAGGAUGGGCCGCUGUGGGAGGAGAUGAAGGAGGGUUUCCGCCUCUUCGGCCUCGACCCGGACACCCACGUCCAUGACUGGGUGGAGCUGGAGCCGGACCUUGGGCGACGGCCUAGGUACUUCGCGCAGCUGAAGUCCUUUCAGGCGCCCGAGGCGCAGCGUGUCUGCCUGCCCCACCCCUGGGCCUUUCUGGUGGGUGAGGCUGCGCAGCUGACGAACCCCUGGCCCGGGCGAGCGCUGAACGCGUGCGUGAAGAGCGCGCAGCUCUUGUCGCAGCACUUGAAGGCGGUAGCGCAGGCCAUCCGCGCGGGGUACCCCAUCGACGAGAGCUUUAGCCGCGACUACGGGGAAACGUUGACGAGGAUUCAGGGCCAGGAGGAGAGCGUGCAUCGCAGGCAGUGCCAGGCGGAGCAGAAGUCAGGAUGGAGCCUGAGCACGUGCUUGCAGAAUGCCAUGGACGCGAGCGAGCCCGGGGACAAGGCGGCCUUCCGCCGUGCUCUGAAGAAGAGUCACCAGCGCCUACGGGAGAGCGGACAUCCGGAGGUGGACCUGGCGCAGACCUGGAAGCGCCUGGAGGGCCAGCUGAGCGCCAGGACCUUGGCCCUCUUCCGGGCCUCCGGUAGCUGGCUCUUCGACCCGCCCCCGCGGGAAGAGCAGACAGAGACGGAGACGGCCAAAGAGGAGCCGGAGAUGGAUGAGGAGAAGUGGAAGGAGAUGCAGGCGGCGGCCCGCGGCGCCUACAACCGUGGGGUAAGGCACCUGAAGAGCAAAGACCCAAUCCCUGCGGCGCGGUCCUUCCGCAGCGCCGCGGAAAAGGGCCAUUCAAAGGCGGCCUACGCGCUGGGCGUGAUGUUGCUCAAUGGUCAGGGCGUCAAGAAAGACGAGCGUGCCGCAGCGCAGUUCAUGAACCAAGCGGCCCAGAGCGGACACGUGAAGGCCAUGUACAACCUAGGCUUGAUGCUGCAGCACGGCAUAGGCCUGGCGCGAGAUGUGGAGAAGGCCUCCCAGUGGACCCUGCGAGCGGCGGAGGGCGGCCACCGGAAGGCUCUCCGCAGCGGCAACGUGAAGAUCUUCGGCGCUGGGCCCUGGCUGGACUACGACCCCAAAGAAAUGGGCGUGGAGAGGAUCGUCAAGGAGGCCAGCCCGAGCUUCGGAUUCGUGUCUUCGCGAGUGAUUGCUGCAGGGCAUGGCUCGAGCCUCUUGCCUCAAAGAGCCAUGGCGCAGCUAAUUCCGGGCUACUGCUAUUGCCGCGGUGUUCACUACACCGUGGACGCGGCCGUGCGGCCGUUCAUUUCCUGCAUUUGCGAAUGCGACUCCUGCAAGCGCGCGCACGCAUCCCCGCUGUACUGGGCGAUAUACACUCAGGGCGCGGUAGAGGUGACAAAGGGCAAGGAGUUGGUGCAGAAGUAUUGCCAUGAAGGCGGCAACCUUGAGCGAUCCUUCUGCUCGCGCUGUGGCACCAAGCUGUGGAAUCGAAUUGUCGGCAGGGAGGAGAUGGGCUUAGGAACCUUUCAUCCCGAGUUCCAGGGCAAGGGUUUGCCGGAGACCUUUCGGCCCACCAUACACUUCCACUCGGAUGAGAGCAUGCUCGCGAGCGUCGGAGACCUGGACAAGCUCAAGAAGCGAAUGUUCAAGCUAGGUACCAUGCACUAUGAGGGUGACCACGUGGAGCUUGACAAGGCCAAGUCAGGGUACUGGUUCAUGCAGGCAGCCCAGUCUGGACUGCCGGAGGCGCAGUACCAAAUCUCCAGGAUGCUCUUCCAGGGUGAUGGUGUUGAGACGGACGAGAAGUACGCCUUCCGCUUUCUGAAGCUGGCAGCAGAGCAGGGCCACCCAGAGUCCAUGCACAACAUGGGCGCCAAGCUCUACUUUGGCGAGGGCGUGGAUAUUGAUAGGAGGGAAGCGGCGUCUUGGUUUCUGAAGGCUGCGCACAAGGAGCUGCCGCAGGCGCAGAACAACAUCGGUUGGAUGCUUUAUACAGGGGACGGCGUGCCCAUGAACAUGACGGAGGGCGUGAACUGGAUGGAGCAGGCGGCUGCAGCUGGAAACGAGGAGGCUCAGCAGCACCUGCUUUCGAUCCGGGGCACCAUGGUGUCAG